AAACGCCUAGUCGUGUUUCCAAGGCACGAGCCUCGCUACAGAAGUUACCCCUCUUUACACCGAAGAAGAUCACGCACCGUUGGCGGAUGAAACGGACCUUUUCAGAGACGGUAUCCGAUCUGCUCUGCCGUGUGUGGACUUAAUGAGAUCUUAAUUAAGAUCCACCAGCCUACCAGCGGGGCGCACCGAGCCACCAGGAGCCACCAAGAGCCACCAGGAGCCAGCAGGAGCCACCAGGAGCCAGCGUGCAGCACUGUGGACGGGAUUGUUUUGUUGUGGUCCGACCAGCGGAAUGACGGACAGAUGAGGAGCUAUGGUUCACUUUGAAGCUUCUUAUGACACUCUUUCGUCGUGAACUUUUGUGUUUCUAUCGGAGCCCUUGACAGCGGUAUAACCAGCCGAAUCGAACCGCAACACUUUCUACCAUAAAGGAUUAAUAAUGCCGGACCAGAUAACAGUUUCGGAGUUCGUGACGGAGACAAAUGAAGAUUAUAAGGCGCCGACCGCCUCCAACUUCACCACCCGAAUGUCCCACUGUAGGAACACGGUGGCUGCUCUUGAGGAGGCUUUGGAUGUCGACCGCAGUGUUUUGUACAAGAUGAAGAAGUCUGUGAAGGCCAUCUACGUAUCUGGGCUGGCCCAUGUGGAGAACGAGGAGCAGUACACUCUGGCCCUGGAGAAGUUCGGGGAGAACUGCGUGUACAGAGACGACCCUGACCUGGGGUCAGCCUUCCUCAAGUUCUCCGUGUUCACCAAGGAGCUCACGGCCCUCUUCAAGAACCUGUUCCAGAACAUGAACAAUAUCAUCACCUUCCCACUGGACAGCUUGCUGAAGGGGGACCUGAAGGGAGUCAAAGGGGACUUGAAGAAGCCGUUUGAUAAAGCGUGGAAGGACUACGAAACCAAAGUCACCAAGAUCGAGAAGGAGAAGAAGGAGCACGCCCGGCAGCACGGCAUGAUCCGCACAGAAAUCAGCGGCGCCGAGAUCGCAGAGGAGAUGGAGAAGGAGCGGAGGUUCUUCCAGCUGCAGAUGUGUGAGUAUCUGCUCAAAGUGAACGAGAUCAAGAUCAAGAAGGGAGUGGACCUGCUGCAGAACCUCAUCAAGUACUUCCACGCCCAGUGCAAUUUCUUCCAGGACGGUCUGAAGGCUGUGGACAACCUGAAGCCUUCCAUUGAGAAACUGGCAACCGACCUGCACACGAUAAAGCAGGUGCAGGACGAGGAGAGGAAGCAGCUCACUCAGCUACGAGAAGUUCUGAAGACGGCUCUGCAGGUUGAGCAGAAGGAGGACUCCCAGGUGCGUCAGAGCGCCACCUACAGCCUCCACCAGCCGCAGGGCAACAAGGAGCACGGCACUGACCGCAGCGGACACUUGUACAAGAAGAGUGACGGCUUGCGGAAGGUGUGGCAGAAGAGAAAGUGCUCAGUAAAAAAUGGAUACCUCACUAUUUCCCACGGCACGGCGAAUCGCCCUCCAGCGAAACUGAACCUGCUCACCUGCCAGGUGAAGCACAAUCCAGACGAGAAGAAGAGCUUCGACCUCAUAUCCCACGACCGGACGUACCACUUCCAGGCGGAGGACGACCCAGACUGCCAGAUAUGGAUCUCGGUGCUGCAGAACAGCAAGGAGGAGGCUCUGAACCAGGCCUUCAAGGGCGACCCGCGGGCCGGGGAGAACAACAUCGUGCAGGAGCUCACCAAGGCCAUCCUGGCCGAGGUGAAGAGGAUGACGGGCAACGACGUGUGCUGCGACUGCGGAGCGCCCAACCCCACCUGGCUGGCCACCAACCUGGGCAUCCUGAUGUGCAUCGAGUGCUCUGGGAUCCACCGGGAGCUGGGGGUCCACUACUCCAGGAUCCAGUCGCUCACGCUGGACGUGCUCAGCACCUCCGAGCUCCUGCUGGCCAAGAAUGUGGGGAAUGCAGGAUUUAAUGAAAUCAUGGAGGCUUCUCUGGCGGCUGAAAAUGUGGUCAAACCGAACCCUACCAGUGACAUGCAGGCGAGGAAGGACUUCAUCACGGCUAAAUACACGGACAAGCGCUUCGCCCGCCGGCAGACGGCGGGCCCCUCCGGCCCCGGGGGCCCUGCGGCCCGCCUGCACACGCUGAGCGAGGCGGUGAAGGCGCGGGACAUCUUCUCCCUCAUCCAGGUGUACGCCGAGGGGCUGGACCUCAUGGAGCCCAUCCCGCUGGGCAACGAGCACGAGCACGGGGAGACCGCCCUCCACCUGGCGGUCAGACUCGUGGACCGGACCUCGCUGCACAUCGUGGACUUCCUCACUCAGAACAGCCUGAACCUGGAUAAGCAGACAGCCAAGGGCAGCUCGGCGCUCCAUUACUGCUGUCUGACGGACAACAGCGAGUGUCUGAAGCUGCUGCUGCGGGGGAAGGCCUCCAUCGAGAUCGCCAACGAGUCGGGGGAGACGCCGCUGGACAUCGCCCGGAGGCUGAAGCACCUGCAGUGUGAGGAGCUGCUGAACCAGGCGCUGGCGGGGAAGUUCAACGCCCACGUCCACGUGGAGUACGAGUGGUGCCUGCAGCACGAAGAUCUGGACGAGAGCGACGAGGAUCUGGACGAGAAGCCCAGCCCCCACCGGCGGGACGAGCGACCCGUCAGCUGCUACGCCCCAGGGGCCAACUCCCACCUCCACGGGUCCCCGGGGCCGGGGGCCCGGGACGGGGUCGGCAAGGAGAAGCAGCGGGGCUACGUGACCAACCUGGUGAACAACGAGACCUACGGGACCAUCCUCAACAACAACCCCCCCCUGGCCGGGGGCCCGGGGGGCCCCACCACCGCCUCGGCGCCGCCCCUGCCCCCCAGGAACCUGGUCCAGUUAUCCGGUCUGGCCGGUGGCACGCUGCAGACCUCCCUAUCCUCCAGCUGGAAGCCCGGCUCCCUGGACCUGACGGGGCGGCAGAGGUCCUCCUCCGACCCCCCCAACAUGCACCCCCCCAUGCCCCCCAUGCGGCUCACCUCCAGCGGAGCGCUGGGGAUGCCUCCUGCAGCCAAGCUGCUGAACGUGAUGGAGGGCAAGGUCCCGCCGGGGCCCCGUGGGGGCCCGCCCAAGUCUCCUUUAGGGAACGACAAGAGCUUCACCCGAAUACCUCUGAACCGCAAGGGAUCCAUAGAACGACAAGCUAAAGAAGUCCCUGGAUGCCCAAGGAAUUCCAUUGGUCAAUCCAUGCCUCCGGCCCCCACUCCAAGGAAGGGACCUCUGAAGCACAAGCCCAAGCGCGUGAAGGCCAUCUACCACUGCAUCGCCGACAACCCCGAUGAGCUGACCUUCACCGAGGGGGAGGUGAUCGUGGUGGACGGGGAGGAGGACCAGGAGUGGUGGUUGGGUCACAUAGAAGGGGAUCCGAUGAGGAGAGGAGCCUUCCCAGUCACCUUCGUCCACUUCAUCGCCGACUGAGAGGUCAACCCGGGGGGGGGGGGGAGCACGGGAACCGAUCCGGGGCCUAGAACGCCGCCGGACUUCCUGUCUCUAAACGCUAACGAAAGAAAGCGAGACGAAACCGACAUCGACUUUUUCUCUGUGGAGUAGCUGUCGUCUGAACGACCAAUGAGACGCCGCCGUUUCCCCAGCGUGACGGACCGGCAUUCGCCUUGGGGGUUCGUCAGGUGCCCAGUAGCUCAGUGGCACCGUAUGUGAUUUUAAAGUUGUUAAUAUCAGUUAAAGACUAUGAAGAAAAAAAAAAAGAAAUAUGAUUGUAGUGAAUGACCUCUUGCAAUAAAUCGCACUUUUCCAAGUCUUGGGCUUGGUCACAGGUCACAGUUCAACUCAACUGACUGAAUGAAGGUCCUACUGGCAACGUACUGUAACUAACACAUAGAACCGUCGAAUGUGAACACCCUCAACUCUCUAACAUUCCACCUCUUCUCCAGCUGAGCGUUUCGUAGCGUCUGUGUUUUAGAGAUGCUGCUUCUAGCUGCUUUGACCUUUUUUUUCCCAGCAGCUCUCCCAAGUGGAGACACUUUCUAACGGUGCUGACCCAGAAACACGAAGGACCUGCCAGCCUCCCAUCCCUUCCUCCCCCCCCCCCCCAUGUCCCAUAUUUCUCCCCCAGACGGGCAUCAGGGAGACGUGCUAAAUUUAGAAAAAAGAGGAGGCAAGUUCCUCACCUGGGCGAGUUCAUCUCCUCGUGUCUGACUGUAAGAAAGUUAAAAACAUGCCUAUCUGUAACGGUCGAUUUCUAUAUCCGCCAUUCUUCCACAUCCUUCAUGUGCUGCACCACAGGCCCGUGCUAGGCUGCUCCUGUGGCCGUGUGUCGCUGUGUGUAACGUCUGACACCCUGGCUGCAGGCCGCGCCUUCUAACCCGCCACCCCCGCUCUGCUCCUGUGGUCGGCUGUGUUCCUGUCGCCUUGCACGCGACACUCUGCCUCAUGAGGGGCAAGCUGAUGUGUUCUGGCUCUCUAUUGGAGGCUCUCACCCAGAGCCCUCCAAUCCACUGGUUCUCACCCAGAGCCUUCUAAUCCUCCGGCCCUUGGACACAGAGCCUUCUCACCCACCGGUCCUCAGACCUGGCAGAGGAGGGGACAUGUUCAGUCUAGCGCUAGAUCAAGAAUAUUCUGACAAAGCAUUCUAUGUAAUUAACUUUAUUUUGGUUGCAGAGCAACUGUCCUCUAUCUCUUUCUGUGUUUAUAAAAAAUCUAUAUAAAUAUAUAAAUAUGUUGAUAUUUACACAUUUAACCUAACAAGAGCCUGCAGUGGAUUUUGUGAAUGACAAAAGGUGACGCUGCGUUGUGAUUGGUGGAUCCGAUGAGCGCUCCUCACUGGAACUAAGAGGGUUGAUUGUCGAGGUUGUAAAUAGAAGUUGUUUCUGUGUGAUAUUUAAUUGUAAAAAAAAUGUUAACCUUGCCUUGGUGAUUAAAUGUUGUUUGAAUGCACUGUUGUGAUGGAACAGUACACACACACACACACACACACACACACACACACACACACACACACACACAGGUUCAUUCAUUCUUGAAGACUAAAGAUUACUACAUUGACUCUUAACUUAAAUGUGCAAGUAAACAGUCAAAUGAAACUGGAAUAAUAAAAACAUGA
This is a messenger RNA of Gadus chalcogrammus (walleye pollock), 5054 nucleotides long. RefSeq names its product arf-GAP with SH3 domain, ANK repeat and PH domain-containing protein 2-like. Gene Ontology annotation, biological process: positive regulation of GTPase activity. The transcript is spliced from 28 exons. The coding region runs from base 440 to 3412 and encodes 990 amino acids. Gene Ontology annotation, cellular component: cytoplasm. Lineage: Eukaryota; Metazoa; Chordata; Actinopteri; Gadiformes; Gadidae. The record is from RefSeq and is a predicted model, not a curated record. Gene Ontology annotation, molecular function: GTPase activator activity; protein binding.